Messenger RNA from Chanos chanos (milkfish), 1321 nucleotides. It is a transcript of the gene nxn, whose product is annotated as nucleoredoxin. The transcript is spliced from 8 exons. Gene Ontology annotation, cellular component: nucleus. Gene Ontology annotation, biological process: negative regulation of protein ubiquitination; negative regulation of Wnt signaling pathway. Lineage: Eukaryota; Metazoa; Chordata; Actinopteri; Gonorynchiformes; Chanidae. Gene Ontology annotation, molecular function: thioredoxin-disulfide reductase (NADPH) activity. The record is from RefSeq and is a predicted model, not a curated record. The coding region runs from base 36 to 1292 and encodes 418 amino acids.
GACAAAAUCGGGUCCAUAUUAAACCGUGAGCAGCAAUGUCGGAGUUCCUUGUGAAUCUGUUAGGAGAGCGGCUUGUCAACGGCGAGAAAGCCGAGGUGGAUGUUCAAGCGCUGGGCAGUAAGCUGUCCUUAGUCGGGCUGUACUUCGGCUGCAGUUUGAACGGCCCCUGUAAACAGUUCAAUGCUAGUCUUUGCGAGUUUUACAGCAAGUUCAAAAAAUCCUCUGAACACAAAGACAAAUUGGAAAUCGUCUUUGUUUCAUCUGAUCAGGACCAGAAACACUGGCAGGACUUCUUGCAGGAGAUGCCAUGGCCGGCGUUGCCUUUCAAAGAUAGACACAAAAAGAUGAAACUAUGGAACAAGUACAAGGUGACCAGUAUUCCCUCGCUGGUUUUUGUGGAUGCGGCCACAGGAAAGGUGGUAUGUCGGAAUGGUCUGCUGGUGGUCCGGGACGACCCGAACGGUCUGGAGUUCCCCUGGGGCCCCAAGCCCUUUGCGGAGGUUGUGGCCGGACCCCUGCUCCGGAACAACAGGCAGACGACAGACAGCAGCGCCCUGGAGGGCUCUUACGUGGGAGUGUACUUCUCUGCACACUGGUGCCCUCCAUGUCGCAGUCUAACCCGGGUGCUUGUGGAAUCGUAUCGCACUAUUAAAGAGUCUGGACAGAAGUUUGAGAUUGUGUUUGUCAGUGCUGACAGGUCAGAAGAUUCCUUUACGCAGUACUUCAGCGAGAUGCCCUGGUUGGCGGUCCCAUACACAGAUGAAGCCAGAAGAUCGCGACUCAACAGACUUUACGGGAUACAAGGUAUCCCCACACUGAUCCUGCUGGACACAGAGGGUCACAUGAUCACGAGGCAAGGCCGGGUGGAGGUGCUGAAUGACCCAGAGUGUCGGCUCUUCCCCUGGCACCCGCGACCCGUCCUGGAGCUCAGCGAGUCCAACGCUGUGCAGCUGCAUGAGGGCCCCUGUCUGGUGCUGUUUGUGGACGCAGAGGAAGAGGGAGAGUUGGAACCGGCGAAGGAGCUAAUCCAGCCAAUCGCUGAAAAGAUCAUGGCCAAGUUCAAGGCCAAGGAGGAGGAGUCACCAUUGCUGUUCUUCGUGGCUGGAGAGGACGACAUGAGCGACUCCCUGCGUGAUUACACUAACCUUCCCGAGGCAGCGCCACUGCUCACCAUUUUAGACAUGUCCGCCCGGGCCAAAUACGUGCGUGACGUGGAAGAGAUCACGCCAGCCGUGGUGGAGCAGUUCGUGGGCGACUUUUUGGCCGAGAAACUCAAACCAGAACCUAUUUAGAACGAAGAGGAGCCCCUGAACAAUGAAAA